AUGAGUCGUCUAGUCCAGGAACGGCACACGGAGCCACAAAAGUCCGGUUCGGAUGGGAUGGAAAGAAUACGGCUUAAUAUUGGCGGCCAGAAACAUGAAACGUACUUCAGUACUGUAAGGAAUCUACCAGAUACGCGACUGUUCUCCAUCAUCGAAAGUGCGGUGAAGUCGCCGGAUUAUGAUCCGGAAACUACAGAGGUUUUUUUCGACCGUCAUCCGGCCGUGUUUGCUCAAGUAUUGAACUACUACAGGACCGGAAAACUGCAUUGUCCCACCGACGUAUGUGGACCGUUAUUCGAGCAAGAGCUCAACUAUUGGGGAAUUGAUGAGAAAGAUAUGGAGCCUUGUUGCUGGGCGAAUUAUACGCAACACCGUGAUGCUGAAGAGAACCUGAAGAACGUGCUUUAUGAAGGCACGUCGGAGGAGUGUGUAGCGGAUACCUCGUUUAUGCCUCAGCAAUCUGAGAUUGCUCGCCUAUGGAAGAAAAUACAACCGAAAGUAUGGGCCACUCUGGACGAAUCUCGUUCGUCCAAUAAAGCAAGGGCAA
Messenger RNA from Paramuricea clavata, 547 nucleotides. NCBI's taxonomy places the organism in Eukaryota, Metazoa, Cnidaria, Anthozoa, Malacalcyonacea, Plexauridae. The record is from the annotation of a GenBank genome assembly.